Messenger RNA from Talaromyces amestolkiae, 312 nucleotides. RefSeq lists its product as uncharacterized. Gene Ontology annotation, cellular component: cytoplasm. The transcript has 3 exons. The record is from RefSeq and is a predicted model, not a curated record. NCBI's taxonomy places the organism in Eukaryota, Fungi, Ascomycota, Eurotiomycetes, Eurotiales, Trichocomaceae. The coding region runs from base 1 to 312 and encodes 103 amino acids.
AUGUCGACUCCAUUCCAAGACCUCGAUCCAGCCGGCGUUUCGCCCGAGGAUCGCGUGAAUGCGCUUCGAGGCUACAAGGCUACAACGAACAAUCCCCGCGUCUCGGAAGAAGCGAAACAGCAUGCCCGCGAAAUGAUUGAUGCUCUCGGCGGCGAUCAGCCGCGCGCCGAGAUGAAGCAGUUCGAUCGCGAGAAGGAUCAGACCCGUGUCGCGGGAGGAUUGAAAGCAGCAACUCAGAACCCCCGAAAUUCGGAAGCGGGCAAGGGCCGAGCACAGGAGAAGCUCCAACAGAUGGGCGGGCCUUCUGAGUAG